Molecule: messenger RNA, 1026 nt
Organism: Arachis ipaensis
Lineage: Eukaryota; Viridiplantae; Streptophyta; Magnoliopsida; Fabales; Fabaceae
Product: putative aquaporin NIP-type
Biological process (GO): transmembrane transport
Cellular component (GO): membrane
Molecular function (GO): channel activity
Source: RefSeq, a predicted model, not a curated record
CUGUAUGCUGCCCUGAGACAACAAUGACCACCAAGGCUGAAAGCAUCCACGAAGAAGAGAUGUCAAACAUGGAAGAAGGUGAAAGUGUAACCAAUUGCAUGCAAUUAUGUUGUUCAUCAAACUAUGUGGUAACCUUGGCACAGAAGGUGAUUGCGGAAGCAAUAGGGACAUAUUUUGUGGUAUUUGCUGGGUGUGGUGCUGUAGCAGUGAAUAAGAUAUAUGGCUCUGUCACGUUUCCAGGCAUUGCCAUAACAUGGGGUAUGAUUGUUAUGGUCAUGGUUUAUUCUGUUGGUCAUGUCUCUGGAGCUCACUUCAACCCUGCUGUUACAAUCACUUGUGCCAUCUUUCGCCGAAUCCCUCUUAAAGAGGUGCCACUGUACAUUGUAGCUCAAUUAGUGGGAUCUUUGCUAGCUAGUGGCACAUUGGUCCUCCUUCUUGAUAUUACACCAAAGGCUUAUUUUGGAACCGUACCAGCUGGAUCCACCAGCCAGGCCUUGGUUGCCGAAAUCAUCAUCACCUUUCUCUUGAUGUUUGUCAUCUCUGCCGUUUCCACGGAUGAUAGAGCGGUAGGUCACUUGAAUGGAGUUGCAGUUGGAAUGACCAUAAUGUUGAAUGUCUUCGUUGCAGGGCCAGUGUCAGGAGCUUCGAUGAACCCAGCAAGAAGUAUUGGUCCUGCUCUUGUGAAACAUGUUUACAAAGGGUUAUGGGCAUACAUAGUUGGUCCAAUUGUUGGAGCCAUAGCAGGAGCAUUUAUUUAUAACUUUCUUAGAGCCAUAGACAAACCAAAAAGGAGAGAAGAGAUAGGCAAUUCUUAAGUAGCAGACUAGCAAUGGAAGAGUCAUAGUUAAAUCAGCAUUGCUAAAUUAUUAUUUUUCUUUUUAACUUUUAGGUAGGACAUGAAUUAAUUUACUGCUAGUAACCUUUAUGCAGUAUAUUAGUAGAUAUGUGGCCUAUUGUUACUUGAAUGCAAUAAUAUUAUAAUCUAGAUAUCUUUGACAUUUUAAUCGAAUUGUUUCGUUAAGAUUA